GCGGAGGCUCCUGCAGCGGUCGCCGGCUGUGGGCUCUGGAGCUACUCUGCGCCCCUCGGCUCCGACCCUCUCAGCGUUCUCUGACGCCAGUUCACCUCGCUCCUCGGCAUCAUGACCACCACCACCACCUUCAAGGGCGUCGACCCUAACAGCAGGAACAGCUCCCGGGUCCUGCGGCCUCCAGGUGGUGGAUCCAAUUUCUCCUUAGGCUUCGAUGAGCCAGCAGAACCACCUGUGAGGAGGAACAAAAUGGCCUCUAACAUCUUUGGGACGUCUGAAGAAAAUCCUCCUUCUUGGGCCAAGUCUGCAGGUGCCACAUCUAGUGGUGGUCGGGAAGAUUCUGAGUCAUCUUUGCCCCAGACAAGGAACCCUUCCGAAGCCAACCCCGGGGACUUUUUAGAUCUGAAGGGAGAAGGGGAUAUUCAUGAAAACAUGGACACAGACCUGCCCGCCAGCCUGGGACAGAGUGAGGAGAAGCCCGUGCCUGCCGCCCCAGUGCCCAGCCCGGUCGCGCCGGCCCCCGUGCCAUCCAGAAGAAACCCGCCUGGUGGCAAGUCCAGCCUCGUCCUGGGUUAAUGCCAACUGUCUGAACUCCGUCGUUGUGUCUGUCUGUUUUCCCCAUGCUUGUGAACUGCACAUCGUGAGCCUGACUGUACAUCUUUUGGAUUUUGUUUCAUUAAAAAAGAAGCACUUUAUGUA
This is a messenger RNA of Orycteropus afer afer, 699 nucleotides long. It is a transcript of the gene JPT1, whose product is annotated as Jupiter microtubule associated homolog 1. Gene Ontology annotation, cellular component: nucleus. The record is from RefSeq and is a predicted model, not a curated record. NCBI's taxonomy places the organism in Eukaryota, Metazoa, Chordata, Mammalia, Tubulidentata, Orycteropodidae.